Messenger RNA from Plenodomus lingam JN3, 1761 nucleotides. RefSeq lists its product as uncharacterized. NCBI's taxonomy places the organism in Eukaryota, Fungi, Ascomycota, Dothideomycetes, Pleosporales, Leptosphaeriaceae. The record is from RefSeq and is a predicted model, not a curated record. Gene Ontology annotation, molecular function: Hsp90 protein binding.
AUGGCCGAUGCACUCAAAGCCGAGGGCAACAAGCUCUUCGCAGAGAAGAAGUUUGCCGAGUCCAUCGACAAGUUUACCCAGGCGAUCGAACUCGACCCUACCAAUCACGUGCUGUACUCAAACCGUUCAGGAGCCUACGCAUCGAUCAAGGACUGGCAAAAGGCGCUGGAUGAUGCCAACAAGGUCAUCGAGAUCAAGCCGGACUGGUCCAAAGGCUGGGGGCGCAAAGGCACGGCCCUACACGGCGAGGGCGACCUCGUAGGUGCCAACGAUGCCUUUGAGGAGGCUUUGAAGCUGGACCCCAACAAUGCGCAGGCCAAGGCAGGUCUCGAGGCUGUCAAGCGCGCAGUCGAGGCGGAGGCGCGAGGCGACGGACUCAGCGGCGACCCUUCUGGCGGCUUGGGUGGCAUGUUCAACGACCCCAAUAUGAUCCAGAAGCUGGCUGGCAACCCCAAAACGGCCCCGCUUCUCGCAGAUGCAGAUUUCAUGAGCAAACUCCAACAGUUGAAGAGCAAUCCGAACAUGGUUGGCCAGUUCAUGCAGGAUCCUCGCUUCCUGUCCGUCAUGAGCGUGCUCCUAGGCAUUGACAUGUCGUUUGGUGGUGGGCCUGGUGCAGGCGGUCCCAGCGGCUCAGGCGCGCAAGAGGCCGAAGAAGACGUCCCAAUGCCCGAUGCUCGGCCUUCUCCAACAGCACAGCCACAGAAGGCGCCCGAGCCUGAGCCAGCGCCUGAGCCCGAGGAGGAGGAAACAGAAGAGCAAAAGGCUGCGAAAGAAGCCAAGGCCAAGGCUGAAGAGCUCAAGAAGAAGGGUACCGAGCUCUACAAGAAGCGGCAAUUUGAUGAGGCCAUCGAGUACUACACGCAAGCGUGGGAAACACACAAGGACAUUACCUACAAGACGAAUCUGGGCGCGGCCAAGUUCGAGAAGGGCGACUAUGAAGGCUGCAUCCAGGCAUGCCAGGAGGCUGUUGAGUAUGGUCGUGAGAUCCUGGCCGACUUCAAGAUUAUUGCUAAGGCGUUUGCACGCAUCGGUACCGCAUAUGAGAAGCUUGGCGACUUGAGCAAUGCCAUUCUCUACUACCAAAAGGCACAAACCGAGCACCGUACCCCCGAAGUGCUUGCCAAACUCCGCGCUGCAGAGAAGGCCAAGAUUGCUGCCGAAAAGGCUGCGUACAUCAACCCAGAGGAGGCCGAAAAGGCGCGUGAGCUGGGCAAUGCCAAGUUCAAGGAAUCAGACUGGCCUGCCGCAGUUGAGGCGUACUCGGAGAUGAUCAAACGUGCACCAGAUGAUCCUCGCGGCUAUUCCAACCGUGCCGCUUGUUUUAUCAAACUCCUCGAAUUCCCCUCGGCGGUGCAAGACUGCGACGAGGCAAUCAAGCGUGACCCCGACUUCAUCCGUGCCUACCUUCGUAAAGCCCAGGCGUACUUCACCAUGCGCGAAUACAACAAGUGCAUCAAUGUUUGCGCGGAAGCCAUGGAGCACGACAAGGAUGGUAAGCAUACGCGGGAGAUCCAGGCACAAGAGACCAAGGCUCUGCAAGCACAGUAUUCUGCACGCGAGGGCGAAACAGAGCAGCAAACAAUGGAGCGCAUUCAGCGCGACCCCGAGAUUGUCGGCAUUCUACAAGAUCCCGUUAUGCAGAGCAUUCUGCAACAAGCAAAGGACGAUCCGGCCGCUCUGCAAGAACAUCUCAAGAACCCAAGUAUUCGCUCCAAGAUACAGAAGUUGGUCCACGCUGGCGUAAUCCGGAUGGGCAGGUAG